UCACAAUUUUUCGCUGUGUAUUCUAUGUAGAAAGUACAACUCUUUAUACAAUAGUUAAAAGCUGAUUAUUCUCUUUCUCGCCACAGGCAUGUGUGUACAUACAUAACGAAAAUCGAUGAAAAAACUCUUCUCAACAAAAAAGAAAGCUUAUAAAUAAAAUUUCAUUGCAAAUAAAGCUCCACACAAGUAUUGUGUAUAUAUACCUGCACUGAAUUCUCAGCGCAUUGUUUUUACUUCGUUCCACUUUUUCGUUACGAAAUUGCCGUACGUGCUACUUUAUUUAUUUUGAAAUCGCUCGGCCGAUAAAGAAGUAGAACGCGCAUGGCCUAUACUCUGCGUCGUCGAAGGUGCAGCACCCAGAUGAUCGGCCCGCGAGAGAGAUCGAAACACUGUACACACUCACACAUAGUGUAUAAGCGCUGCAGACCAGCUGGCGUUGAUGGCCAAAGAGUCCAAAGACACAACACACGCACACGCACCCCUCCUACUCCGUGGCACGCACACAGUUCUGUCUCAGGAAGCCUUCUGCCUGCAGCCCCAAUAAACAAACCCGUCCAUUCUCACGGAAAUAGAAUUUUUGUUUGACAGUCAGGUCUUGGUGCAAUUGAAAUGUCGAGGGUGUGCUCGUGAUAUAUUCUCAAGCGAGUUACUCUUUAAAUUAUUCUCGAGGAAUUGUGUGUUUUCUCGCAGCUCAAAUAAGUGUAUCGCAAGAAAAUGGGUAGCACUGACAAGGCUGUGAUCACGGGCUUCAUAUGCAGGCUUUGCAGCAAGAUGAAUCGAUUUGUAAUCCACAUCUACGGCGAGGAAGGCGAGAGGAUGAAACUCGCCGAGAAAAUCAAUAAUUAUCUUCCUAUAACCGUGAAUGCAAACGACCAACUGCCAAAAACUGCAUGUCUGCAUUGCAUAGAGAGAUUAGAAGCUCAUCAUGAGCUGAUGACGCAGUUUAAUGUUGCUAGGCGGAAAUUGAGUAGCGAAAACAGAGCUAGCACCAUAUCAUCCUCCGCAGCAUCAUCAACAUCCAUUGAUACGACAGCUGCAUCCAAUAGUCCACCCCCCUGUUGACAGUUUCAAGACUCUUGCUCGAGUGUAUUUAAUUAAUAGGAAAUUAAUCAUUAGGUUAAGACAUUCUUCAUCAGCAUAAAAGGUAUUGAUGAGCUUUGAAAUUUGCUUAUCAAUGUAGAUAACUGAUAUUAACAGUGAAUUGAUUUGUUAAUUGAUUUUAUAUUUUUCUAUAUCCAAGUUAUACAUUUUGUGUUUUAUUCAGAUAAUCUGAUCUGCAUACUUGUCUCUAGAUCAUAUAUAAUAUGCACCGUAUGUACUACUAUAGAUUCUGAAAAUCAAAAUCAUGCUAGUAUGGAAUAAUAAUGAUGAACUUCAAUAUUUUUACAUUUUUUUCAGAGCUCUGUUAAUAAAAACUUUUCUUAAAUUGAUAAAUCAUUUAUUUUGAAUCUUACUUAAUAUUCGCUAUUUUAACAAAUUUAAUUAUAAGAAGAUAUUCAUUUAUAUUUUUUGUUUGUCUUGAGUAAUGUACAAAGAGAAAGUCACAUUCGUCGUUGAAGUGAGAAUGCGUGUAGAGUCAUGAAGCAUUGAGAAAUGCAACAUUUAAUAAUAAUCAUUGUGGCAAUGUAGUUUUGAAAUGAUAAAUAAUUCUUUAUUGUAUACUUACUUAAUAUGUAUGUAAAAGACAUGUGUACGGCAACAGUAAUGCAUGAGUUCUAAAUGAAAACCAUCUGUACAUUUUGUAAAACAAUACUAAUGCUUAUACUGCUUCAUCAUUAUAAACAAUCGAGCAAUAUAAAUAGUCUUUGUAUGUUUAAAGAAUUUAUAUGAAUUGUGAAGAAUAUCAAUAAUAAUAAUAUAAUUUAUUGUAUAAAACUUGGCUACAGACUGUCAUUGAAUUGUAUAAAUAAAUAUAUGAGUUACUGAAAUCCAUCA
Molecule: messenger RNA, 1935 nt
Organism: Nasonia vitripennis (jewel wasp)
Lineage: Eukaryota; Metazoa; Arthropoda; Insecta; Hymenoptera; Pteromalidae
Exons: 2
Coding region: 715-1062 (115 amino acids)
Cellular component (GO): nucleus
Molecular function (GO): zinc ion binding
Source: RefSeq, a predicted model, not a curated record